Cloeon dipterum is the source of this 2402-nucleotide messenger RNA. Its product is annotated as nose resistant to fluoxetine protein 6-like. Gene Ontology annotation, molecular function: acyltransferase activity, transferring groups other than amino-acyl groups. NCBI's taxonomy places the organism in Eukaryota, Metazoa, Arthropoda, Insecta, Ephemeroptera, Baetidae. The coding region runs from base 56 to 2329 and encodes 757 amino acids. The record is from RefSeq and is a predicted model, not a curated record. The transcript has 13 exons.
ACCGCUGCUCAUUUAACCGUGUGAUGCGCCCCGACUAACACGACGCUCCGAUAUUAUGACUGCUGUUGUGGUGCUGCUGACCCUCGUGGCCACCCCGGCGGCCGCCUUCCUGGCCGCCGAGCACCCCAUGCCCAUGCCGAUGGCCAUGGCCGCCCCGUGGCAUGCCCACCUCCGCGGCCAACAGUGCAAAAAUGACAGUGCUCUCUUCGACAAGGAGCUUCACAAGUUGACCCUUUGGGCCGUUCAGAUGUUCGACGCGUCGGCCAAGUUUCCGUCGGGCGUGCUGUUCGGCGCAACCCACGCGUUGGGCAGCUACGACGAGUGCCUGUUGGUGAGCGCGUCAGGGGCGCCGGUGCGCAGCCAGUACUGCCUGGCGCGGGUGCAGCUGCGGCCGAGCACCCACCUGCCGUGGGGCGCCGUCAACGGCUCCGCCGACAGGGCUGCUCGCACCUUCAGGGAUUUCAUUGCCUCGCCAGUGGCGCCCAAGGAACACGAGCCAAGAAUCCCCAAGCAUGACGACGACGACCCUGGAGGGUCUGUCUGGCUCAAAGUGCAGAGAACAAUCAUCGAUCCGUCCAAGAAACGGAGAGACGUGUUGCACUGGGGCCUCUGCGUGCCCGCAUCGUGUGACCGCUGGGAUGUGGAGGCCCAUCUGCGGGCCGUCUUCACCCCGAUGGGCAAGUCUAUGGGCCUGGAAGGCUCCAUCAGCGUCGAGAGCUGCGAGACGGCCGACUCGGGGCCGAGCCUCAGACCAGGCGCAAUCGCCCUCAUCGUCUUUCUCUGCGUGUUUGUGUUGUUUGUGGCCAUCGGAACGACCUACGAUCUGACUCACUCCAUAAAAGACGGACGUAAAAACCUUGAUUGGCAACCGACACGCCGGGAGGAGGUGUUGCUGUGUUUUUCGAUGUAUCGCAACCUGAAACGACUGAUCAGCACCACCGCCGACGAGCACCACUUGAAGUGCAUGCACGGCAUCAAGCUCUACUCAAUGGCCUGCGUUGUUCUCGGACACCGGCUCAUGUUCUCCCUCGGCAGCCCCAUCCACAACCCGGAGUUCAUCGAGGGGCAUUAUGAGAGGCUGGACACGAUGCUUUUGCUCAACGGAUUCAUUAUUGUAGACACGUUUUUCACCAUCAGUGGAUUCUUGGUGUGCUUCCUCCUACUUACAGCCUACAGCAAGAACGUUAACGUGCCCAUCCCCAUCCUUUUCAUUCAUAGAUACGUCAGAUUGACGCCCGUGUACGCAGUGGUAGUGUGCGUGUACGCCGUGCUGCUGCAGCACCUUGGCUCUGGGCCCAUCUGGGCCGAAAAAGUGGGCCGUGAGGUGGCUCGCUGCACUGAGAACUGGUGGGCCAACCUGCUUUACAUCAACAACUACGUCAACACUGACGCAAUGUGCAUGUUCCAGUCGUGGUACCUCUCAUGCGACAUGCAACUCUUCUUGAUCUCAGUGCCGAUCGCCUCACUUUUGUGGAAGCGUCCCAAAAUCGGACAAAUCACCCUGGCGGUGGCUAUUUUCGCCUCCGUAAUGAUUCCCUUCGCGGUCACCCUGCUCUACAAACUGGACGCUCUUCUCCUGCUCUACAUGAACACGCUCGAGGAUCCGACGGUGAACCAGACAUUCCGGUUUAUGUACGCGCCUACGCACUCCCGCGGCAGCCCGUACCUGAUCGGUAUGGCGUUCGGCUACUUCACGUUUCUCGCCCAAAACGACCAGCUCAAAGUGUCUCAGCGAACGCGGCGCGCCUGCUGGUGGGUUUUGUCCGCCUUGCCUGCCAUUUCUUUGCUGUCAGCCUGGAUAUUCUACCUGCCCGGCCGCCAGUAUAUUGCGUUGGAGGCGGCCUUUUACGGCGCCCUCCACAGGGUCGGCUGGAGUCUCGGCAUUAGCUGGGUCGUUUUCGCCGUCUGCACCGGCGGCAAAGGUGUGGUGAAGCUGUUGCUUAGCAUGAAACCGGUGAUCGCGCUGAGCAGACUGACCUACUGCGCCUUCCUCAGCCACGGCGCCCUCCAGCUCUACUCGGUUGCCACCUUGCGAGUGCCUGCUUACAUGAGCAUAUUCACCCUGAUCUGGAUGACCCUCGGCGACAUCCUCUUGGCAUUCUUCGUGGGAGGCUUGCUCAAUCUGAUCUUCGAGUCGCCCUUCCUGGCCCUGGAAAAGGUGCUGAUUGGCAAGAAGAUCCAGAAAAUUAAAGGCACAGAUGAAAUCGAGCAGCGAGAUUUGUCGAAUCAACCAAUCACAGUGCUGCACCAGGAAGAUAUUGGUGGACCAAAGAUUAAUCAAGGUGCUCAGUUUGAUGGUGAAGAGACAUACAGAAAUUUUAAUGAAUAGCUUUUAGAUUAUAUACAUAUUUCUAGUGAACGCUAUACGCACCAGUAAACUUUAUAAGUUUUUAUAAUAAAAU